This is a messenger RNA of Emiliania huxleyi CCMP1516, 1881 nucleotides long. Its product is annotated as beta-glucosidase. Bases 1 to 1881 code for a protein of 626 amino acids. NCBI's taxonomy places the organism in Eukaryota, Haptophyta, Isochrysidales, Noelaerhabdaceae. Gene Ontology annotation, biological process: carbohydrate metabolic process. The transcript has 2 exons. The record is from RefSeq and is a predicted model, not a curated record. Gene Ontology annotation, molecular function: beta-glucosidase activity.
AUGCGACGAGGCGAGAGCCUCUGCGCGAGAGCGGCCGCUCGGCGGUCGCUCCUCCUGUUGCUGCUCGCUCGCGCCGUCGCGCAGGACGUCGAUCUGACCGGCGACUUCUUCUUCGGCCUUGGGACCGCGCCCGGGCACGCAGAGGACAGCCUCGACGACGCCUGGAGGCAGUUUGCAGAGGACGGGCACGUCCAAGCGUGGAAGAGCCGAGGGCAGCCUGAUGAACGGCUGCAGUUCUGGAGCCGGCCCGAGGUCGAGCUUGAUCUGGCUGCUCAGACGGGCAUCAAGGUCUAUCGCCUUGGGGUUGACUGGGGCCGCCUCGUGCCCAACUGCUCGAUGAGUGCUACGGAUGCCUGCGGUGUUCAGGACGUCUCAGCGCUGCAGCGGUACCGCGACAUCGUGGGCAUGGUCCGUGCACGCAACAUGAGCUGCAUGAUCUCCCUCUUCCACCAUUCGUUUCCCAAAUGGGGCAUGACUCCUCCCCAUCCCGGGCCGGAAGGCGCGGCAGCGGGCGAUAUGUGGGGUGACGAGAACGCCAUUCGCCAUUUCGUCGCUUUUGCAAGCGACGUGGUUGACACACUGGCGGAUCUGGUGGAUAUGUGGGUGCCCAUGAAUGAGCCCCACGUCUUUGCAAUGCUGACGUACUGCCAGGGCGUCUGGCCUCCAGGCCCUGAAAUCGAAUCCAACAUCGCGCGGAUGAACUGCUUUAUGAACCCGCACGCUGGGGCACUCAAGGCGGAGGCCAACAUGGCCGCCGCGCACCGACAGGACGUGCUCGACUUUUGCGGAAUCAACUAUUAUGGCCGAGAGCUUGUAGAUGGCUUCUCGCCGACGCUGCGCAAGGACGUUGAAUACUCGGACUCUGGCCGCUCCGUCCACCCGGUCGGGCUGUAUGACAUGCUCAACGCAUUCCACGUCCGCUACAAGGACGACCCCGACGCGCUCUUCGAGGCUCGCACCCCUCCCAAAAGCGCAGGAGGCUAUGGCUACAUCAUCACUGAGAAUGGCAUCGCCGACUCGACGGACAUUUUGCGUGGGUCCUACAUCGUCGAGCACCUGGCCGCAAUCGCAGCGGCGCGCAAGGCGGGCAUCCGGGUGCGAGGGUACAUCCACUGGACGCUCUCAGACAACUGGGAGUGGGCGGACGGGUACUGCCCCAAGUUUGGGCUCGUCGCGGUGAACCGUUCGACCGUGAACUUGACGCGCACGCCGCGCCAGUCGUUCUACUUGUGGCAGCGCAUCUGCCGCGAGCAGCGGGUGAGCAACGCCACGCGCUACGAGCUGUGGGAGCGAGUCCAUGCCGCCUCGGCCGCCGGUAUCUCACACUACAUGUGCCGCGCCGACGACGGCGUCCACAGCUACGAAGAGCCCAUCCCGACGCCAAUCCUUGGCGGCACGAGGCAUGACUGGCGCUUCCGUCUCGAAGACGCCGAGACCCUCUCCGAUCAGCUCUCGCAGGUCAUCGACCAAGCCUCGUCCUACUCUCUUCUCCAGUCGAUACGCUUUUCCGACGAGCACGAUUUCGACCCCUUUGCUCGCAGCGUAAACUGGAUCGCGGGGCUCUCGAUGCAGCCGCCGUCGCCGCCGGCGUCGCCGCGAUCGCCCGUUGUGAUUCACUUUGACAAGUUGAACGCUCGCUUGAACAAGACUGCCCACAUCGCCGCCGAGGCCAUGAUGCAGAGCUGGCAAGCCUUUUCGCAAGGCUUCUCCUCGCCCGCAGAGCAAACGGAGCCCGCGCCGGCGCUGGAGGACGCCCGCGGCCACGCUCCUGCUGCGGGGACGACGCUAGUGGUGGCCCUGCUGCUGCUGGCCGCUGCCAUCGCGGUGAGCGCUGCGCGGCGAAUCCGGCGAGCAGCACCGCGAGCACCAGCGUUAGCGUAG